CAGGACGCGGAAGUCGCGUAAGGGUGUAGUUUCUUCAUGUUUUUAUUCGCUUGCUUUUGAUCUUCUCCAUUCUCUCCGGGGCUCUUUCAGCGUGAGCGGUGUUCGCCUGGAAGUCCCGGCCGGAUCGGAGGGCACAUCCCCACUCAGGAGCGGUCGGAGUUGCCCGAUAAGGAGCGCACUUUGAAUUGAGGUCGCAAACCUUCCCCACCGCCGGCACCGCCGCCAGAUCGGUGAGCGGAGCCCGGGUCGGUUGAACAGUGCAUCAAGUUGACCUCACGGAAGAUCUGAAAGACAGUGGAAGCAUUUGAGAAAACAAUCCCACAAUGUCUAUUUUCUGGAUUUAUUUCAUGCUGUUUGUAUCUGCAUUCCUUGAGUGCCUCUGCAGUAGUACGACAAACAGCUCUGGAGUUAAGUUACUGCUCGUGUCUUUUGAUGGGUUCAGAGCCAGUUACCUUGAACUUUACACAUUUCCUAACCUUCAGAAGAUGAUCGCCAAUGGAACGCUGGUGAAGCAUGUAAAAAAUGUGUUUGUAACCAAAACCUUCCCAAAUCAUUACUCCAUUGUCACGGGCCGUUUUGCAGAAAGCCAUGGCAUUGUAGCCAAUACCAUGUAUGAUGCAGCCACCAACAGGAGUUUCUCAACCUUUGAGGAUAAAGAUCCAUUUUGGUGGAACGAGGCCACUCCAAUAUGGGUAACUAAUCAACAACAAGGUCACAAGAGUGGUGGAGCGAUGUGGCCUGGCACUGACGUGUCUAUACACAACACAACCCCUUCCUAUUUCUUAAACUAUAACCACAGUACUCCAUUCAGAAAGAGAGUUGACCAUAUUAUAGAAUGGUUUACCAACUCAACAGGCCCCAUUAACUUUGGUACAUUGUACUGGGAGGAGCCUGAUUCCACUGGACAUCGCAAUGGACCGGACAGUAAAGAACUUAAGAACAAGUUGAAGGAAGUGGAUGAUAACAUCGGUUAUUUAAUCAAUCAACUUCAAAAAACUGGACUGUGGAACAGAGUUAAUAUAAUUAUCACCAGUGAUCAUGGAAUGGCACAGUGUUCUGAUAAGAGAGUUAUACAAUUGGAUAAUUGUAUUGGACGUGGUAACUACACUCGAGUGACUAAUACUCCAGUGACAGCUAUAUUGCCUCUUUCUGAUGUAAAACACGUAUAUAAAUUGCUGUCAAACUGCCAUCCACAUAUGAAAGUUUAUUUGAAAGAAGAUAUACCAGACCGUUUUCACUACAAGCACAACAAAAGAAUUCAGCCAAUUCUCCUUGUUGCUGAUGAGGGAUGGACAAUCGUUCAAAAUGGAUCAAUUACACAAUUGGGUGACCAUGGUUACGAUAAUGCUUUACCCAGCAUGCAUCCGCUUCUGGUGGCUUAUGGACCUGUUUUUAAAAGAGGCUAUAAAAUGGACUCCGUUAACAGCGUUGAUAUCUAUCCGCUGAUGUGCCGGAUCCUUGGACUGAAUGAGGAGCCCAACAAUGGAACUUUCGGAAACGUGCGAUGCUUAUUGGCAAGUGAGUCAUGUGUAGGCCUGCCUGAUGUGAUUGGAAUUGUGAUUGGGUCCUUGAUGAUACUGAUUACAUUGUCCUGCCUUCUAAUACUACUGAAAAAACGAGCAUCACCUCGGCGUGCAUUUGCACGUCUUCAGCUGCAGGAUGAUGACGAUGAUGAUCCUUUGAUAGAUUAAUCUCCAUGUGUCUAAAGAAUUUCCUAUGAUUGUCAACAGAAAAAUAUAUUUAUCAUCUUAGGACGACAAAAGCUAACGUGGUUACGUCAUCCAUCUCUCAGGUUUAGGAAUUCCUCAAUAUCAUGCAUGAUUAAAGUCAUACCAAAAACCAAAUCAUCCUAAAUGCGAGAUAACUUUGCAGCAAGCAGUGAGCUAAUCCGUUUUGAUUUAGUAAGAUAAAGUAAUUUCUCCCAGUCAUUGUGCUUGUUUACUUGAUGACAUUUAUCUGCAUCAAGUCAUUAUUGAUAUAUCAGAACUGCAAGAGCUUACACAGGUUACUUGACUAAAAAACGAACAAUAAGGUCUGAUGCUCACCUGGAAAUGCUGAGAUUAUUUAAGUAUAGGAUCUGUAUUUCAGCAAGGCAAAGGUUAAACUGAAGGAAUGCAGAAUGGAAGAAAAAAUUGCAUUUAUGGGAGUUGUUUUAGUUUGGUCACUGAGAAGUCACAGAUAGCUCCAGUAUUCCUGGAGUGUUAGACUGUUCGUUUAAGCAUUUUAUGAUCUGUUGGUGAUUAAAGAGUUAAAUUUUACCAACCAUAGAUGAAUAUUCUUAAUUAAUUGAAGUUGCCUGAUUGUCUCAAGAUAGGUAAAACUGGAGUUUAGAACAAUAUGGGGGGGGGGGGUGGAAAUCUCUGUGGAAUAUUGAAUGCUCUGGAUAAAGUGGAUGUGAAGAGGAUGUUUCCUAUAGUGGAUGAACACAACCUCAGAAUUGAGGGACGUCCACUCAGAACAGAGAGAUGAGGAAAAAUUUCUUUAGCCAGAAGGUGGUGAAUCUGUGGAUUUUAUUGCCACAGAUGGCUGCACAGGCCAAGUCAUUGGGUAUAUUUAAGGCAGAAGUUACUAGGUACUUGAUUAAUGAGGGAGUCAAAAGCUUUGGGAAGAAGGCAGGAGAAUGGGGUUAAGAACCAUGACAGAAUUGCAGAACAGACUCAGUGGGCCAAAUGGACCCACUUAUGUCUUAAGGUCUUACAGUAAAGAUUUUAGUCAAAUAAUUUCAGGCAGAUUUGAAAUUCAUUUUUUUAUAGUGGGAAAAUAGGUUGUAUUUCUAGAUUAUCAAAAGUACUAGAAUAAAGUGUUUUAAAUGAAGUGUUGAAAAUUAAUCAAAUUAUGUAUUACAAAAACAAUGCAACUAAGUAAAUAUGCUUUUCCAUUGUUAUUGUAAUAGUCCAGUUGUCUUUAAGAUUUAAUGCUUCUAAUUGCAAUGUACUUUGAUGCCAAUUGAUUUUAUUUUUAAAGUGGUAUCCCAUUAAGUUUCAGCGGCAAAUAUACAAAUUCCUUAGCUCUUGCUCUUCCUUCAAAUAGAUGUUAAUUAUGUCCAUUAACGAGGAAGAAGGUCAUUAUGUAAAACUGCAGGCACAAUAUAUUGAAACUUUCAGCUAAAAUGAACAAGCAAUGAUGUGUAGUUGCUUUGACAUGGUGGUUAAGGAUUAAAUCAUACUUCAUUCAUUAUUUCAAUAUUGGAUGGGAAGUGUCACAAUGUUUCAAAUGAUUAAAAUAAAGUCUGUGUGGAGUUUAGAUGUCAUAGACUGACCUCCAAUAGAUUUCAUGUUUCCAUAAUGGAGUUUGCACUCCAUUAUAGAAACAACGGGGGGGUAAAUAGAGCUGGGGGGAAAAUCAGUAAUGUACUGACCAUGCUAUACAGUAUACCAAACAUUCUCUUCAAGUGCACUGGCCCAAGGUAUACAGUUACAGUCUGGUUUAUAUUGGUAGUAAGAGUAUUAUUAGAUGUUUCUAAAAAUGAGAGCAUUCUCAUUCUAUUUUAACUUAGAUAAUAUUUGAAAAGCUAUCAAUAAAUCAUUAAUCUCUAACCAUCAAAAUUUAUACUAAUGUCUGUCAAAGUGUUACAUCACUUGCAUACUCCAAAUAGCAAUCUUUUGAUGAUUAACCAACCUCUUAAAUACGGACUACUUGAGUGCAAAGAUCUAAGUGCUCUACAUUGCAAAGAUAUGCUUCCAAAGGAAACCACUUUAAAAGUUAAAAUGCAUGUGUUUAACAGAUAUCUCACACCAGUGAGGUACCAACUUGAGCCUUUGAAAACUGUCUCAUUUUUUAUAGUUCUAUUUUACAAUAUAUAGUGUGUUUACUUCUAGUUUGUUAGAAAAUCCAAAUGAAAAUGUAUAUGAACAUGAAGAAAAUAGAAUCAAACAAACAGAACGUAUAAUUUUAUUCUUUGUUUCUGGCCUUCCUCCUGCCCAGCACCCAGUAAGCAAACUAAAUGAGCACAGUCAGCACUUCCUCAUUGGUUGUUAACCAACGUUGGUGCAAGAUAUGGCACUGAUUCUUAAAACUAGCUACUCUUUACCAUUUUACCUGUAUUAUUAAAAGUUGAAGACAGCUGUGUCUAAUGUCUAAUUGAAUUUAAAUGGACUGCUGUUACAAAUAUAUGGUGAUUUUAAAAUAAUAGGAAGAUAAACUGUAAAUAUUUUUUCCAGACAAGUCCACUUUGGAUCUAAAAAAAAGAUUUAUAAUAUCAAGCUAAAGAGAACAAUGCAUUCAGGAAUUGCCACUUAUCUGUCACGUGUAUUUGAAUUUUGAAAAAGUGGUUAAUAAAUAUUUUACUUUUGUAAAUAACA
Messenger RNA from Hypanus sabinus (Atlantic stingray), 4301 nucleotides. It is a transcript of the gene enpp4, whose product is annotated as ectonucleotide pyrophosphatase/phosphodiesterase 4. The coding region runs from base 324 to 1691 and encodes 455 amino acids. Lineage: Eukaryota; Metazoa; Chordata; Chondrichthyes; Myliobatiformes; Dasyatidae. The record is from RefSeq and is a predicted model, not a curated record. The transcript is spliced from 4 exons.